AUGUCGAUUUUCUACAUUAUUGGAAAUUCGAUUUUCUAUAAUCUAGAAAAUCCGUGAGGAUUUCAUAUAUGGACUUUUUGAAAAUCGCCGAGCAUUUUCUAUAAAUAAUUCCCGACUUUACAGUGUACUUAAAGUUCAACUGCACUUCAAAACGCGUUUUAUUCGACUCAAACGCAUCUAAAUGCAUUUUAGCGAACGCGUUAGGGAAAACGUACUGUUUGCUUUACAUAAUACUUAAAACGCGUUGUGUCUGCACGCCAACAACAAACGUGCUUAGAUGUGCCAACAAAAUUUUAUAACAUUACAAUACAUUAAAAGUACAUUAAAUUCUCAUAACGCGCGUUUGGGAUUAACUAACGUUACUUUUUUUAACGUUACCUUCCGAGAGCAAAAACGCGUCUAAGAACUAAAAUAGCACCACUGCUCUCUAAAAAAAAAGGUUUAUUACGAAACUUAAAAGGGUAUAGAGAAGUGCAAUCAUUUCUAAACCCUUUUAGGUUUCGUAGAAGAAAAGGUGCAGUACGAAACCGUUUUAAGUGCAUUGAAACGAUUGAUCAGUGCAUUUGCUUAUUUCGUUAUGUUUUUUCCUCAUGAUUUUUUGGGCUUAGUUUUCACCGUCCCCAAUAUCAAUAGAAAUAUGUCUUUAUGGGUCAAAGUUUGUUAAAACAUCAUUUCUGCAUCCACACACGUAUCACAAUGCUGCGAAAGUUCUGAAAAUUUUCUAGACGAAUUGUGAACGCGUUGUAAAACGUUUUGUCGAUGCAACGAUAGAAAACAUUAACGCGUAAAAGACAUAUUUUUUGACCUUUCGAUGCGUUCCAAUGGUGUUAUUUUAGUCCAUAUUCGCCCUUUUAAUGUCAAAAGAUAAUGUUAAAAAGCGUUACUUAAUCCCAAAGCGCAUUAUCAGAAUUUAGGAUGUAAUUUUAAUGUAUUAUAACACGUCUAAAAUUUUAAGUUGUCAUUGCAGCUAACUUGUCUGUGUAGCUUCAAUACUACACAAGCAAUAAUAUGGAAAUUCCUCGGUGAUUUUCCCGAUAACUGGGAAUUAAUUCUAUUUUUCGAAUUUCCAGAAGUCCAUAUAUAAAAUCGCCGAGGAAUUUCCCGAUUAAAAAUCGCUGAGUAUUUUCCAUACUUCUAGAAAAUCGAACUGGAAAUUCGACCUGGAAAAUCGAGGUCGACUUUUCAGGUUUUUUUGUAAAUUAGACCUCGAAUUUUCAGAAUGCUGGAAAAUCGAGGUCGACUUUUCAGGUUUCUUGUAAAUUCGAUCUUCUAGAAUCUAGAAAAUUCUCAAGGAAUUUAUAUACGGACUUUUUGAAAAUCGCCGCGCAUUUUCUAUAAAUAAUUCCCAACAUUACAGUGUAUGGCUCACAUUUCGGAAACAAAGCAGAGUUAUCAGACAUUUUUGUUCAUACAUCUACUUAUUCUGCGUACACGCGAAUCUAUAACGGCUAAUAAUCUACGCUUCACAAUUUCUAAAAAUCCACGUUUUUUAAAGUAUAAAUCAAUUUUUCUUUUUGCUCUUUCAGUGAAAGCAAAUACCAUAUUAGGAAUUCAAAAAACAAAAAUGAGCCAACAUCUUUACAAUAGUUUUCUCGAUGCAAUUAUUUGUGUGGGUUUUGAUUCUCCGGAUUUAAGUAAUAUAAGUCAUUUUUCAUUAUUUGAUGUUGACUUCGAGUCAAGUGUCGUGGCUGUUGUCACAUCAGACACAGCUUACUAUCCGCGUUCGAAACCUAGCUAUGAUCCGACGUAUCCUCCACGUGUUCGAACUAAUUCAAACUCCACAAAUAAAUCUGAUACUUCAAGUGGUCGUUCCACGCCACUGAAACCACCAUCGUCAGGAUCAAAACAUUCUCAUCAUUUUGUUAUACAACCGGAGGUAAUCCAAAAUGUGCCAUUGUUUUGUUUUCCUGAUGGUGUAAAAGCAAAAGAUAAGUGUGAACAAGACAAAGUACAUAAUUUCGUUUUAACAGCGGCUGAAGGUGAACGAUCAUAUGCACUCGCAUUAACAUUUCAUCGAUCAUAUUUGGUCAAGAUGAAUGCUGAUGGUACAGGAGAGAUUAUUGAACCAAAAAUACAGCUAGAAAAAGAGAUAGAAUCAGACAUGAAACCGAGAACAUUAUCUUCUGAAAAACAGUCGAAAUAUAAAAUAAACAUUCCACUCGAUACAUCACAGCCGGAUCUCUGCGAUAAAAAACAGUACACAGGUCAUGGUAGUGAACAUACACUGAAUCAACAUCGAUCCGAAAUGACUUUAAAUCUACUUCCAACAACAAAAAUGAAGAAAAUUCCAGUUUCAUUUGGAUAUUCGCCGACUAAUCUGUCAGGUUCAUUGGCUACACUAAGACGAGGUAGUUGUUCAGAAAAUCACCAUCAUUAUCCUAAAGGGAUGUCUCCAGCAUCAUCAAUCCCCACUCUUUCAAGUAAUUCUGUACUAACACGUUUAAGUCGUCAAAAUUCAUUAUCAGAAAUGAUUACACCAAUUGAUAAAAUUGACAUUUUUCUACCGUAUACAAUCGUUUUCAUCUCUAAACAACCGUAUUGGGCAGCCAUUCAUCAAUGUAUAUCAAUGCUGUACGACGAAAUUAAACAGAACCAAGCUCAAAUAAAUAGUCAAGAAUUUAAACAAAUUAUUCAGCAAUAUGCUUAUCGUUUAUGCAACACUCCCACACCACCAACAAUCUCAAAUCGUAUUUCUCUAUCAUUAACAAUUUCGACUACACAAUAUGUUCAAAUAACAUUAGAUCCAUCGUCGGCCUACGACAGACCCGUUUUAGAUUUAGAUUUGUCUACACUAUUGACAACAUUGAAUAUUGGCAAUAUUACUAUUAUUCUUGCUGCUCUAAUGACUCAACAACCAAUAGUAUUUUUUAGUCAGUCAUAUGCACAAUUAGUGACCAAUUUGGAAUGUUUACUAUACUGUUUUUAUCCAUUGAAAUGGUUACAUGUCUACGUACCUUUAUUACCAUCGAGUUUACUUGAGAUUUAUUUUGAUCAAGGACCCGUUGGAUGUUACAUUAUGGGUUGUCACAGUAAACAUCAACAAAUUAUUGACAACCUACAAACGUGUAUGACCUGCAAUUUGGACACUGACCAAAUUCUCAUACCAGAUAUACUUGAGUUUCGUCCAAUACCAUCACAAAAAUUGACCAGCUUCAUCGAACAAAUGACACAAACAACCGAUGAGAUCAAACAACGAACAGAUGUGAACGGUUUUCAAUCACCAAUGAAAAUGAGAAUGAAUGAUUUGAGAGAAUAUGAGAGAUUAUUGAGAACACGAAAUAACGAGACAAUCUCAAUGACAUUUUUAGAACUAAUGGUUGACAUUUUCGGAGACACACUCAACUGCAUUAGAAUUGUCAAAGAGAAAUCAUCUAAAACAAGUCCUGACAGUACAAUGCUAAACGCAAAUCAAAAGCAACGAGAUCCGGUGCGAUUGCCAGUAGAACCAGGCGAUGUUUUUCUAAAGAGUCAAUAUUUAAAAACGAAGAAUGAGAGUGAGAUCGAAUUCUAUACAUUAUUGAUCGAAAGUUCAGCAUUCCAUACAUUUAUCGGUGAACAGUACGAAUCUCUAGUGUCUACUCAUAGGUCAAACAUAUUCCGUGAAUUAUGGAAGUCUAGACGAGAAAUUUUACACGAUCAACUUUUUGACAUAAAUAAGGGUGAUGACUGGAACAGAAAUCAAAUACUGUCACCUCGUCAAUUAAGCCCCUCGGUUAUAAUUCAUCUUCCAUUGCCAGAUUGGACAUCAUCAAAUCAAUGUUAUUACAUCGAUUCUUGCAUCGACCGCUUCACACAAGAAUUAGAAGCAGCGAAAAUUGAAAUGCCGCAAGUGUUAUCAAAUUACUAUUAUUUACGUGGAUGCUGUUAUAUUGCACAAAAUCGUCUGCUCGACGGUCUACAAGAUUUUUACUCUAUCACAAAUCCUCAAUUGUUUCCUGGUAAAUAUAUCGAAUCAGACGUUCUUAACCAUUUAUCGGAAGAAGAUUUGAAAACAUUUUAUGAUAAAGAAAUUUACACAAAAUGUGAACAAUGGAAAAAAAUAAAAUUUACAGUUGAUCAACUUUCGACCGUUGAAUUAAGCGGUUAUCAAUCACCAUUGGAAGAAGAGCAAAAUGACUGGUACGUAUCGGAUGAAUUUGUUACAUGUGAACAGUUUAGUGAACGUGUUCAACGUUUGGGAAUUGUUGCUGAUCAAGAGACAACAAUGAGAUUAUUUAACGCAUUACUCCAUUGGAAUGAAGAAAAACAAAUAACGUCAAUAAAGAAAGAAGAUAAAAUUGCAUUGAAGAAAGCAGAAUCAUUUGAUACACAGACAGUCACAAAAAAGUGGACCGCUCAUUCAACACUGAAAGAAUCUGUAGCUUUACUAACAUCGUCAAGAAAACAAACUAAAACUAGUGACCAACCAUUGCGAUUGCCAGGUACACUAUUCGACUUAUUUUUAGACAUAUGGCAAAGAAAAUAUGACGAAAGAGAACGCAUGAGAAAAUGUUUGCCAAAUGACAAUCGUAAUCUAGAAAUGAUAUUGAAGGUCUCAUCUUCUGGCUCAAAAACUCAUCUCGGUGUUGGCUAUCUUAUAUUAACACAAAAGCGUUUAUAUUUUCUUCCGGAAACUCGUCAUCAAUGUGUUUUAUUAACAGAUAUAGAAGAUAUCAUCCUCAUUGAAAAAUUUCAACAUUCCAGUGUAUUUUCAGCAGAUAAACCCGGUAUAAAAAUAAUGAUUUGGCAACAUGUAGUUUCAAAAGAUGAUACACUAACACCAUCGGCACCUAACUUGAAAGAGCAAACACUGAAACUGAUAAUGAAAGAUGACAGAGAUUUAUGGUAUACUUUGAUCAAUGAAUUAUGGAGCGGUUUCAAGAUUGCAAGAGAGCAAUUCGAUCAUCUGAUUAAACAAAAAGCAUCAACAAACAUUCUUUUGAUGGAUGUAUUAUCGGAAAUCACAUACGAUCACAAAAAUUUCAAACAACAUAAAAAUCACCUACACCCUCAGGCCAAAAACUCUCAUAUUUCGGAGUUAGCAUGUAAUGAACUGUGCGUAUAUACGUCGAUGAAAGAAGGUGGUUACAAAUGUUUGACACAGGAGACGCGUAAUGCACUGACAUAUCGUAUUCAACCGUCAUUACGUGAACGAGACAAAAAAUCCAUUGAAUCGUUGGUCUUUGUUGAUGAUGAAGAGUAUCCAUCGUUGUGGUGUGCCUACGGAACAAAAUUGAAGGUAUACGAUGCUCAAACAUGGCUUUGUGACAAAAUUAAAUAUCCUUUUUCAUCGGAAAUCAAAUGUUUAUGUUUGGACAUUGUAAAAAUGAAUUUAUGGGUAGGAUCUGAGAAUGGGGAAUUGUUUGUUGUUGACACACUAACACGAACGGUACUUACUAAGCUCACAUCGGUUGCUGUUACGUGUCAAUCUCUCACUUAUGAUGUUUUAACGAAUCAGAUGAUAACAGGAUAUAAAACUGGACAAAUUGUAAUAUGGGAUACGAAUACAUGGGGACAAAUACAUGAAUUUGAUGUUAGGCAGUUAUGUUUUCCUGAUCCUGUAUUUAAAACUGAACAGGAAAAUGGUCUUAAAACAUUUUAA
Molecule: messenger RNA, 5581 nt
Organism: Didymodactylos carnosus
Lineage: Eukaryota; Metazoa; Rotifera; Eurotatoria; Philodinida; Philodinidae
Source: the annotation of a GenBank genome assembly